This is a messenger RNA of Durusdinium trenchii, 2469 nucleotides long. The record is from the annotation of a GenBank genome assembly. NCBI's taxonomy places the organism in Eukaryota, Dinophyceae, Suessiales, Symbiodiniaceae.
AUGCCGCGGAUCAACGACGAUCUGCAGAAGCUGGAACAUCGUGCCAAGUUCGCACAGCACCAUCGUGCCUGGCUGCGUUUCGACGCCUAUUCACGCGUGUCGAUGGCAUUGGGUAUUAACCAGAUGCUUCAAUCCAUGUCCUAUUUCAUCGCUGGUCCAGUACAGAAGCACAGGCCGAGCUUUGCUCUGAUCACCGUGAUCGGUGUACAGGCCAUUGCCUUCUUUCUGGUGAAGCUCGAUUGGCGAUCGAUGGAUACGGACGAGUCGGACGAUGAGGGGGAGUUUCAGAGAACAAAGAAGAAGGAUGUGAGCAGCCUGCCUCUCAUCGACUUCUUCGCCAUCUCGGUCACUAACUUGUUGCCUCCGGUGUGGAUGGUCUUGAUCCUUUGGUUGGCUCACUUCAUUGACUCCACGGAUGAGGGGAAUUUGGACCACCAAGGCCGGAUAACUGCUCGAGUCCUGGCCACUCCCAUCUUCUUCCUGCACGCCGCCUGGUUAUAUUUGGUGCGCUGGUACAUUGCUCCUCACCAACAUGACUUGCUCCCGGUUCGACUACGAACGGUGGGCUAUUUGGAUGUCUUCAUGCGUGAUGCCAAGCUGGUGCAUGAGCAAGAGGAAGAGGAUCUGGAGCAGGAGGUGGAGGCCUUUCCCCAGCCCCGGCGACGGAAGAGCACGCGCUGUCGGCACAACGAGGCGGCGAUGAAAACCGUGGUGUGUUGCGACAGUGUGGAAGACCUUUGGACAUCCCAUGAAUGGGAGGAGGACUACUUGGCCUCUGUUGAAACCUCUGGGCGCCGUGCCAAGAGCCGUGGACGAAAGACCCCCGAGCCCCAGAGCCCUGAUGUGGAGGCCGCCAAGGGCCAUGCGCCGUCGGAAUGUCAGCAAUGCUUAGUGCCCAAGCGGAAGCGGCCGCGGGGCCACGAUCACGUCGCCUGGUUGGUGGUGGGUCGCUUCACCACGGUGAUGAUUUGGCUGUGGAUCGGAGGAGGCUUCAUUCAUAUCACCAACUCCUUGCUGGACUUGGAAGGCACACCCAAGGACCUGAAUGGCAAUAUUCAGGAUCAGGUCCGCCGGGAGCUUGGCCCGCCGCGGAAGCUGCUGGCCCAGUGGCCGGAGCCGGCACGCUUCUUCGAGGUCACGAAGCUCCACUGCAACAGCAGCAGCGUGGUCAUUGGCACGCCCUUCAACGUGUGUCGCAGUCUGCAGUUAUUUCGGCACCGGCGCCCUUUGGCGCAGAUUGGUGAGUUUGAGAUGAAAGCUGCAUGGUGUGAACCAGGCCGCUGUCGUGCCUUGGAAAAGCGGGGCCGACAGUGGCAGCUACGCUCGUUGGGCGAGGUCCUCCCGGAGUCCUGGGAGCUCCUGGCGGCCGCACCCGCUGUUCCGCCCAUUUGGCGCAGUCCGCCCGGGGCAGCGGGCGGCGCGGCGGCACCGGUGCUGCUCGCAGCCUGGGACGGUGAACGCGUGGUUAUCUCCCGGCUUGAAGAGACAGAUCGGCGCUGGCGCCUGCAUCGGCGCUUUGCGGUGCAUCCCAGUUGUGAGACCUUGACGGUGUUGAGGGGCCGCGCGCUGGAGGGUUGGGACCUGGUGGCCGGCACCAGCUUGGGAUGCUGGAAGAUCAGCGCGGAGGAUCACGGUGAGUAUUCCGCCGUGUGCCACGACAGCUCCAACUUGCUUCUGGCAAGGCUCUCCCAGAGUGCCUCGGCCCCCGACCUGGGCGCGGAACGACGAGGAUCAGGCAGUUCCAGCUUGAAGAAGGCCGAAGACCUGCCAGGCUCGAGCUCCCAGGUCUUUACCACGACCCUCUAUGAACAGAUGAAAUCCAAGGGACUCUUCAAGAACCAUUUCCCCAACAUUCCGCCCGCGGGAAAGUCCAUCAACGUGCCCUUAAAUGACUCGGCACAGCAGGAUUUGGCGCCGGAGAUCUUCUUCCCGCUGCCCGCGACGCCUGUGAGCGAGCGGAAAUUCCGCAGGAUCUCACACGGCCCGGGGGAGAUUUGCGUUCAUCACGGCCUGAAGGAUCAGCUGCUCCCAGCGGAGGACUUCCGCUACGGCAUUCGGGGCCAAAAGGGCGCUAGCACCGAAGACACCAUGAAGGCUGGCCUCCUGCUUGGGGUCGCUGCCUAUCAGAACGAAGUGGCCGAGUCCAUCUACGAGUCGCGCAAGAAAGAGCCCCUAGGAAGACCCUGGAACCGCGGGCAUGCGAUCAAAAUGCUGCCCGAGGGCUUCGGCAAUCCCAGUGGUGAACCGCAAAAUGGCAAGGAGGUCAUCUAUGGGAUUCACCAGCCGCCAGACAAGGAGGAGCACAGGUUGCUGUACAAAUACACGCACAACAACUUCAACCCUGGCGAGCGCAUCGAGCGCAAGUACCGAUGGCCGGCCGAGACAAAGGACUCCCGGUUCCGCUUCGGGCAUGGGCUUGGGCAAGCGCAGGAGCAGUGUGAUGGUCUGGGCCCUAAAUUGGGACGUUGA